Messenger RNA from Pimephales promelas (fathead minnow), 3151 nucleotides. NCBI's taxonomy places the organism in Eukaryota, Metazoa, Chordata, Actinopteri, Cypriniformes, Leuciscidae. The record is from RefSeq and is a predicted model, not a curated record.
CUCUCUCAUAUUUUCUCUCAGAAACCUUGGAAAGUCGGGUCUACGUGUUUCUUGCUUGGGUCUUGGCACCUGGGUGACAUUUGGAUCUCAGAUCUCGGACGAGAUGGCAGAGAGUCUGAUGACGAUAGCCUAUGAGAACGGAGUGAAUCUGUUCGACACAGCAGAAGUCUAUGCUUCAGGCAGGGCUGAAAUCACUCUAGGCAACAUCAUCAAGAAGAAAGGCUGGAGACGGUCCAGUUAUGUUGUAACGACUAAGAUCUACUGGGGAGGACAGGCAGAGACAGAGAGAGGCCUGUCUAGGAAACACAUCAUAGAAGGUCUCAGAGGUUCCCUGUCUAGACUACAGCUGGAUUACGUGGAUAUUGUCUUUGCCAACCGAAACGAUGUCAACAGCCCCAUGGAAGAGGUAGUACGUGCGAUGACAUUUGUUAUAAACCAGGGUAUGGCCAUGUACUGGGGCACGUCCCGCUGGAGCGCCAUGGAGAUCAUGGAGGCAUACUCCGUAGCGAGGCAGUUUAACUUAAUCCCACCAGUAUGCGAGCAGGCCGAGUAUCACUAUUUCCAGAGGGAUAAAGUGGAGGUGCAGCUGCCAGAGCUCUACCACAAGAUCGGCGUUGGAGCGAUGACCUGGUCUCCUCUCGCAUGUGGGCUGAUCACAGGAAAAUACAGCGAUGGCGUUCCAGACUGUUCAAGAGCCUCUAUGAAAGGUUACCAGUGGCUGAAGGAGCGAGUGUACAGUGAAGAAGGGCGCAGACAGCUUGCAAAAAUCAAAGAGCUCCACCUGGUGGCUGACAGGCUGGGCUGCACGGCUGCUCAACUCGCCAUUGCAUGGUGUUUGCGCAGUGAAGGGGUUAGUUCUGUACUUCUUGGUGUCUCCAAUACAGACCAGCUUAUUGAGAACCUCGGAGCCAUGCGGGUGCUGUCUCAAAUGACGCCUCAGACUGUGAGCGAGAUGGAUGCUCUCCUGGGCAACAAACCUCACUCCAAGAAAGAGUCACGUGCGUGAGGGAACUAGAGAGAUGACAUGAACAUGUGCAGUCUGAAAAGACAAAGCAAGCAAGGUGGAAAAUACGCAACAUGGCGUACCAUUGCUUUUCUGCUCUCCCGUAUAUUACAACACCUGCAUGCCUUCUGCAACAUGCUUCCGAUACCACACCGCUCUCUCGAACCCUACUCAAAUAUCCCAACAUAACCUACCAAUUAAACAUGGACACGGCUGUCAUCAAAGAAACGCCACGAACAACAACUUUUCCAUUUCCUUAUUCGGAGAGACUAAAGUUUCAGUCUCCCAGGAGGAAGUAAUGCCGAUUGAAGGAGGUGAAUGAGAGUGUCACAAAUCUUCUUUUUCAGCAGGCCCAGACGGAACCGGAACUUUCUUGCAGUUUCCACAGCAGAAUUCCACUGUUUCCACUACGGAAUUCCAGUUUCCACUGCUUCCACUACAGAAUUCCAGUUUCCACUGCAGAAUUCCACUGUUUCCACUACGGAAUUCCAGUUUCCACUACAGAAUUCCAUUGUUUCCACUACGGAAUUCCAGUUUCCACUGCUUCCACUACAGAAUUCCAGUUUCCACUGCAGAAUUCCACUGUUUCCACUACAAAAUUCCUGUUUCCACUACAGAAUUCCAUUGUUUCCACUACGGAAUUCCAGCUUCCACUACAGAAUUCCACUGUUUCCACUACGGAAUUCCAGUUUCCACUGCAGAAAUCCACUGUUUUCACUACGGAAUUCUAGUUUCCACUACGGAAUUCUAGUUUCCACUACAUAAUUCCAUUGUUUCCACUAGGGAAUUCCACUGUUUCCACUACAGAAUUCCAGUUUCCACUGCAGAAUUCCACUGUUUCCACUACGGAAUUCCAGUUUCCACUGCAGAAUUCCACUGUUUCCACUACAGAAUUCCAGUUUCCACUGCAGAAUUCCACUGUUUCCACUACAGAAUUCCAGUUUCCACUGCAGAAUUCCACUAUUUCCACUACGGAAUUCCAGUUUCCACUGCAGAAUUCCACUGUUUCCACUACGGAAUACCAGUUUCCACUGCAGAAUUCCACUGUUUCCACUACGGAAUUCCAGUUUCCACUAUCGAAUUCCACUGUUUCCACUACGGAAUUCCAGUUUCCACUGCAGAAAUCCACUGUUUUCACUACGGAAUUCUAGUUUCCACUACGGAAUUCUAGUUUCCACUACAGAAUUCCAGUUUCCACUGCAGAAUUCCACUGUUUCCACAACAGAAUUCCAGUUUCCACUGCAGAAUUCGACUGUUUCCACAACAGAAUUCCAGUUUCCACUGCAGAAUUCGACUGUUUCCACAACAGAAUUCCAGUUUCCACUACGGAAUUCCAGUUUCCCUGGCAGAAUUCCACUGUUUCCACAACAGAAUUCCAGUUUCCACAACAGAAUUCCAUUUUCCACUGCAGAAUUCCACUGUUUCCUCUACGGAAUUCUGCGCAAUGGAUCAAACGUGAUGAAAUGAGUUAAAGGAAGCUAAGAGUGCUACAUUAUUAUUGGCAGCUGGAAACUUUAUCAAAUAUUUAUUAAACCAAGAUGUGCGGGGCGAACGAAGUGUAGCAGUUUCUGAAUCCUGCCGAACUCUGCGCAGAUUCCGCGUGGGCAUGGAUGUGCGGAUGUGUGUUCAAGAAAGUAUGAGCGAGUGUUUGUGUGUAUGCAUGCAGUGACUCUUUCGAUUCCAACUCUCGGUUGCUGGUGUUGCACCCGAGUGACUUGUAAAAAUGGACUUGACACGAGCGAAGCAGUUUCUGAGGUGCCUGUCCCCGUGUGUUGGGGCGUUGUUCGCUGCCUGUCACAUUUCAUUCUCGCGGUGCAGGAGAGCGUGGCAAAGACUCCGGCGUGUGACGGGAACAACAUGCAGAAACUGCAAACAGCUGUUUGGACACAUCACAAGUCUUCCUCCAUUUCCCUUCCUUUCCAUCUCUCCUUGUGUUUACAACAGUGCACCUGUCCCUUUAAGAGAAUCCGUGCAGUUAUGGGAGGGGCGUGCGAGUGUGUAUACGGUACCUUGCAAACAUAUUUAGACCUUUACCAAUUCACUUGUUUAAAAACAAGUCUUUGAGUCAGUAUUAUUGCUAUUGCCAUGUAUUUUUUAGAAAAAAAACAUAAGCAUGAUGCCUAACACCACCCCACCCCUAAACCUAAC